Molecule: messenger RNA, 1983 nt
Organism: Venustampulla echinocandica
Lineage: Eukaryota; Fungi; Ascomycota; Leotiomycetes; Helotiales; Pleuroascaceae
Product: Lysophospholipase
Exons: 2
Coding region: 1-1983 (660 amino acids)
Biological process (GO): glycerophospholipid catabolic process
Cellular component (GO): intracellular membrane-bounded organelle; cytosol
Molecular function (GO): A2-type glycerophospholipase activity
Source: RefSeq, a predicted model, not a curated record
AUGAACCGAAUCAUCAGUCUGCUGGCAGCUGCCGCAUCGUGGAAUAUCUGUGCUGGUAACCCGGCAGGAAUUGCCCUCCCUCAAGAUGCGUCGCUGGAUGUCCUUCCAGUUCCAUUGUCAUUAGAUAACCGCGCAUUGCCAAAUUCUCCCUCCGGUGGAUAUGCCCCUGGGGCUGUAGACUGCCCGUCGACACGGCCGACCAUUAGAGCGGCCUCUUCUCUGUCAGCCGCCGAAUCGUCAUGGCUGGAGCGUCGAAGAAAUAACACGGUCGGCCCUCUGAGCUCCUGGCUCUCUCGCAUGAACAUUUCGGACUUUGACGCCGCGGCGUAUAUCAAUACCCACAAGAACAAUGCCACUGCCCUGCCGAAUAUUGGAAUCGCCUUCUCGGGAGGAGGAUAUCGGGCAUUGAUGAAUGGGGCAGGAUUUCUUGCUGCUGCAGACGCUCGUACUAGCAAUGCAACCAAUACUGGCCAAAUUGGCGGUCUCCUUCAGGCCACCACCUAUCUGGCAGGUUUGUCCGGUGGGAGUUGGUUAGUAGGGUCCGUCUAUACCAACAAUUUCAGCUCCGUUGAGGCUCUUCGAGAUGGCCACAAUGACUCUUCAAUUUGGAAAUUCGGCAAUUCGAUCUUCGAGGGGCCAGCUACUGGGAAGUUCAAGGUACUGAGCAGCUUAUCCUACUUUGAGUCAAUUGAGUCGCAAGUCUCGGCAAAGGCGGACUCACCUCUCGGUUUCAAUACAUCCAUCACUGACUACUGGGGACGUGCUCUGUCUUAUCAGCUAGUCGAUGCUCCGGAAGGGGGACCCGCCUAUACCUUCUCGUCGAUUGCGUUAACAGACGAUUUCAAGAAUGGUGACAUUCCGUUCCCCCUCAUAGUUGCGGACGAAAGAGCCCACGACACAAAGAUUGUCUCGAUCAACUCUACUGUCUAUGAGUUCAACCCUUUUGAGAUGGGAUCAUGGGAUCCAGCGCUUUAUGCCUUUGCCCCCACGGAGUACUUGGGUUCCAACUUUUCUGGCGGGUCUGUUCCUGAUGGCCAGAAAUGUGUCCGAGGCUUCGAUCAGGCUGGAUUUGUGAUGGGCACCUCAUCCACACUGUUCAACCAAUUCAUCCUCCAGAUCAACUCCUCAGCAGCGGCCGGGGUUCCGACUUUCUUACGAGACAUAUUCACCAAAAUUCUAUUACGCGUGGGCGAUGCUAAUGAUGACAUCGCUCAGUAUCAACCAAACCCGUUCUACAGCUUCAACAAUGCUACCAAUCGAAAUUCGCAAUCUAAGGAGUUAACACUCGUAGACGGGGGAGAAGAUAAUCAAAAUAUUCCUCUUAACCCCUUGAUCCAGCCCAACCGCAACGUCGACGUGAUCUUCGCUAUCGACUCCUCGGCAGAUACCUACUACACCUGGCCCAAUGGCUCGUCCCUCGUCUGGACUUAUAGGCGGUCCCUCAACGCAACCAUCGAGAAUGGAACGGCCUUCCCUGCAAUUCCAGAUCACAAUACUUUCGUCAACCUCGGCCUGAAUACACACCCAACCUUCUUCGGCUGUAAUGCAAGCAACAUGACUGGUCCUGCACCCCUUAUUGUCUAUAUCCCCAAUGCCCCGUACAUAUAUAACAGCAAUGUGUCGACCUUUGACCCCUCAUACAACAACACCGAGCGCAAUGCCAUCAUCGAAAAUGGGUACGACGUGGCGACGAUGGGGAACGGGACGCUGGACCGCGAGUGGCCAACUUGUAUGGCAUGCGCUGUGCUGAGCAGGAGUUUUACCAAGACUGGCACCGCUGUUCCUGCUGCUUGCCAGACUUGCUUCACACGGUAUUGCUGGAAUGGGCAGCUUGACUCUAAGGAGCCUUCUGGGAACUAUACGCCGCCCUAUAAGCUCAGUGAAUUGAAGAUUUCUAGCGCGGCUCCUGCUGCUGUCACAGUUAUGAAGACGAGUGCGUAUAUUAGUGCCCUGGCUGCUGCGGUGGCGAACGUGCUGGUUUAG